GGCGGAGAAAGCGAGCCGCCAGUUGGUGGGCGGUGGGCAGGGCAGCUGUACCUCUCUGAGUUCCUGCUACACCGCAGACCACACUACUAACAUGCUUUAAACACUAAUGCACACACGCGCAGACGUCACACAAUGAGUUAGAAGCUGUUCCACACGUGUGUCAGGAGUGUACUCAUGUGAACUCUUCUUCCCUCCCUCCCUCAGUCCAUGCACUGAAACAUGGCUCGUUGCAGUGUGCAUGUCCUGCUGCUCUUGCUGCUGGCCCUGCAGACAUCAGCUGAGGGCUCAGAUGGACAGUUGGUGUGUCUGUGUCACAGCCCGACGUGCCCCCAGGUCACCCGCUGCCAGGGAACCCGCUGCUUCUCCUCUGUCAUCGUGGGCGUCAGCGGGGUGGAGUUUGAGCACGGCUGCCUGAACGAGCUGGAGAAAGUCCGUCUGCACUGCUCCACGGCUCCGUCCUCUCGCCAGGCCAUUAUCUGCUGUUCUGAGAACAUGUGCAACAGCAACACAACCAGGACCUCUCUGGUGUCACUGCUUCCAUCAGAUGAGCCAGAAGGUGAGCCGGUGCGGUAUCGCGUUGAGACUUUGGCCCUCUUCGUACUCGGCCCAGUCGUGGUUCUGGCUCUGCUGUCUGUAGUGUCGGUGCUGGCCUGCAGGAGGCUCCACCACGGCCGUCUGCAGAGGCUGCAGGAAUUCGACACUGAGCAAGGAACCAUAGAUGACCUCAUCUCCUCCAAUGUAGGAGACAGCACUUUAGCGGACCUGUUGUCUCACUCAUGCACAUCAGGCAGUGGUUCAGGUCUUCCAUUCCUCGUCCAGAGAACUGUGGCUCGGCAGAUCAGCCUGGUGGAGUGUGUAGGGAAGGGAAGGUAUGGAGAGGUGUGGCGGGGUCAGUGGCAGGGGGAGAACGUUGCUGUUAAAAUCUUCUCCUCCCGAGAUGAGAAGUCCUGGUUCAGAGAGACGGAGAUCUACAACACUGUGCUGCUGAGACACGAAAACAUUCUGGGCUUCAUGGCGUCUGACAUGACUUCUCGAAACUCCAGCACCCAGCUGUGGCUCAUCACCCACUACCACGAGAAUGGCUCACUUUAUGACUACUUGCAGCGGGUCGCCGUGGAGACGUCGGAGGGCCUGGCGAUGGCGGCGUCGAUAGCGUGUGGCCUUGUGCACCUGCACACGGAGAUCUUCGGCACAGAGGGCAAACCGGCCAUCGCUCACCGGGACCUGAAGAGCAAAAACAUCCUGGUCACAAAGGAGCUGCGCUGCUGCAUCGCUGAUCUGGGACUGGCUGUGACUCACUCGCAGGCUGACAAUCUGCUGGACGUGGGCAACAACCCAAAGGUUGGCACGAAGCGCUACAUGGCUCCUGAAGUGCUGGACGAGACCAUUCAGACAGACUGCUUUGAUGCCUACAAGAGAGUGGACAUCUGGGCCUUUGGACUGGUGCUGUGGGAAAUAGCACGACGCACAUACAGCAACGGCAUCGUCGAGGAGUACAAGCCUCCGUUUUAUGAUCAGGUGCCAAACGACCCCAGCUUUGAGGACAUGAGGAAGGUGGUGUGUGUGGAGCAACAGAGGCCUUUCAUUCCCAAUCGCUGGUUCUCUGAUCCUACCCUUUCUGCCCUGGUAAAGCUGAUGAAGGAGUGUUGGUACCAGAAUCCCUCAGCCCGGCUAACGGCUCUGCGCAUCAAGAAGACCCUGGACAAGAUUCACAGCUCUCUGGAGAAGGGCAAAGAGUCGUGAGAGGAAGCUUCUUAGGCAACAGAGGGGUCACUUUGAACAAGGGCGAUUAUUAGAAAACACGAGAGGAAAAGUAGUUCAUCCAUUUUCCCUCCGCCUGAUAUUUCGUCUCAUCGCACAGAUCUGGUAAAGACUUUCGUAUUGCCACAGGACGCAAACCUGUUGUCGCCACUGUGUUCACACUGACCUGAACUGUGGACUGUCACUGAGUGUAAAUAACACAGAGAUGGUGUGUGAUUGUUCUCCAUCCUGAGGUGUAGGCAUGGGUCGGCGUGAGAUAUGAUAACUUUCAGUAAAAAUGAUCGCGUUUACAGUAGCUGUAGAAGCAGUUUGUGUUUUAUGUCAUACUAUCAAAUAUAAUAUUGAUAACUGUGUCAGCUCAUGUUGUCCUUACAUUUAAAACAAAAGUAUAGACAAAGUAAUGCUAUUAGCCAGGACGGUACAAUACAUUCCCACAAACUUGCCUAUUUUAAGAAAACCUCUCGCAUAAGGGGGAGGAGUCAAAUGGCUACUAGAAGUCAGAGGGUUUAGUAACUCAAAACUACCCUAGAAAUGUUGGUAUGGCAUCACACUAUUAAAUAUUUUCUAUGUCAUCUACAGUGAUUCUUUCACCAACGCUAACUCAUAACUUUGGCGUUACCUCAAAUUUGAAAAAAAAAAUGUGACACUCCCAUUUAAAAUUGUACACAGCUUAUUUAACAAAACAACUCAUACUGCAGGAACGGUAUGGUAUUUAAAAAUAAAAAUUGAGUGGUUUUCAAACCAUGGCAUACUUUGGAAAGUGCAAAGUGGCCCAUGCCUACUGAUGCUUUAAUGCCCAUUUAAGACUGCUCUAGGUUCAGCCUUCUCUCUCUUACACUGAUCCUCAGCCGCUGGUUUUGGUGCGUGGACGUGGCACAAUUGGAAAUACUUCACUCGUAUUAUAGCUUUAUCAGAACACUCGCAAAAGGAAAAGAGCCAAGUGAAACAACGUUGUUUGUAAACUUUUUAAAUAUGGUAUGAUAUUUAUGUACACACUACUGAGGAUAUAGAAGACUGAUGGUGUGUGAAAUGGACUGAAUACACACAGUAUACAGGCACUGACUCUAAUGGACUUUCUACCCCCCCAUGUUGUUAACGCUCGUAGGAAAAUGAGUUGCUGAGAGAGUGGAAAUGGCAGGGAGAAUAUUCUUGCUGAGCUUGUAUUGUUGUGUGAUGAAGACGGGAUAAACACUACAUGUAAUGUUACAUGGUGGUUCUCCAGCAGUAAGAACCUGCCAUUAGGAAUUAUUUCGUGUCUUAUCUUAUAAGAAUAUGACUCAAACUGCUCCAUGUACUUUAUGAAUGUACUGUGGCUGAUUUAAAAA
This is a messenger RNA of Solea senegalensis (Senegalese sole), 3086 nucleotides long. RefSeq names its product activin A receptor, type 1 like (gene acvr1l). Gene Ontology annotation, cellular component: BMP receptor complex; plasma membrane. Gene Ontology annotation, biological process: heart development; transforming growth factor beta receptor signaling pathway; BMP signaling pathway. The transcript is spliced from 10 exons. Bases 220 to 1743 code for a protein of 507 amino acids. NCBI's taxonomy places the organism in Eukaryota, Metazoa, Chordata, Actinopteri, Pleuronectiformes, Soleidae. Gene Ontology annotation, molecular function: SMAD binding; ATP binding; transforming growth factor beta receptor activity, type I. The record is from RefSeq and is a predicted model, not a curated record.